Messenger RNA from Arabidopsis arenosa, 2454 nucleotides. The record is from the annotation of a GenBank genome assembly. NCBI's taxonomy places the organism in Eukaryota, Viridiplantae, Streptophyta, Magnoliopsida, Brassicales, Brassicaceae.
GCAGCCUUGGGUCUUUUCCAAGGUUUUUGUUUUAGCCAUGGCUAAACCUCCGUCCUUCGGCUGCUGUUUCUUCCUCUUAUUCUUCUCCUUCUUAUCUUCUUCCUUUGUCUCAUUUGCCCUAACCGAUACAGAAGCUGCCUUCAUUGUUCAGCGACAGCUCUUAACCUUACCAGACAACGGCGAACUUCCUGAUGAUAUCGAAUACGAGGUUGAUCUCAAGGCUACAUUUGCCAACACCAGGCUUAAGAGAGCUUACAUAGCUCUUCAGGCCUGGAAAAAGGCCAUAUUUUCAGACCCGUUUAACACCACAGGAAACUGGCAUGGCCCGCACGUGUGCAGCUACACCGGUGUGGUUUGUGCGCCGGCUCUUGAUGAUUCUGAUGUCACAGUUGUAGCUGGUGUUGACCUCAACGGUGCGGAUAUCGCAGGGCAUUUGCCUGCUGAGCUUGGUUUGAUGACGGAUGUUGCUAUGUUCCAUUUGAAUUCAAACCGGUUUUGCGGGAUCAUACCUAAAAGCUUUGAGAAGCUGAAGCUAAUGCACGAAUUCGAUGUUAGUAACAACCGUUUCGUUGGACCUUUCCCUAACGUCGUCCUUUCUUGGCCUGAUGUCAAAUACUUCGACCUUAGGUUCAACAAUUUCGAAGGUCAAGUCCCUCCUGAGCUUUUCAAGAAAGAACUUGACGCCAUUUUCUUGAACGACAACAGAUUCACCUCGGUGAUUCCUGAAUCUCUAGGGGAAUCUCCAGCCUCGGUUGUGACUUUUGCUAACAAUAAAUUCACCGGAUGUAUCCCUAAGAGUAUCGGAAACAUGAAGAAUCUCAACGAGAUUGUCUUUAUGGACAAUGAUUUGGGAGGUUGUUUCCCAUCUGAAAUCGGGAAAUUAUCGAAUGUAACAGUUUUCGAUGCAAGCAAGAACUCGUUCAUAGGUCGUCUCCCGACUAGUUUUGUCGGGUUAACAAGUGUGGAGGAAUUUGAUAUCUCCGGGAACAAACUCACCGGACUUGUACCGGAUAACAUUUGCAACUUGCCUAAUUUGGUGAACUUCACUUACUCUUACAAUUACUUCAAUGGACAAGGUGGUUCAUGUGUUCCAGGUGGUGGUCGCAAGGAGAUUGCAUUGGACGACACACGUAAUUGCUUGCCUGCUCGACCUGACCAACGAUCCUCCCAAGAAUGUGCGGUUGUGAUUAACCGCCCGGUUGAUUGUAGCAAGGACAAGUGCGCUGGUGGCUCUUCUACUCCAUCGAAACCAUCACCGGUUCACAAACCAUCGCCAAUUCCAACUACGCCGGUUCCCAAACCAACGCCAGUUCCUACUACGCCGGUUCACAAACCAUCCCCAGUUCCAACUACGCCGGUUCACAAACCAACGCCAGUUCCAACUACGCCGGUUCACAAACCAUCCCCAGUUCCAACUACGCCGGUUCACAAACCAACGCCAGUUCCAACUACGCCGGUUCCCAAACCAACGCCAGUUCCUACUAAGCCGGUUCACAAACCAUCGCCAGUUCCAACUACGCCGGUUCACAAACCAUCGCCAGUUCCAACUACGCCCGUUGACAAACCAUCGCCAGUUCCAACUACGCCAGUUCCAUCUCGGCCGGUUCAAAAACCACAACCACCAAAAGAGUCACCUCAACCGGAUGAUCCUUAUGAUCAAUCUCCAGUGACGAACAGGCGCAGCCCUCCUCCACCUCAUCAAUUCCAACCUCCGGUGGUUUCUUCUCCUCCUCCGGCCCCGGUAAACUCUCCACCACCACCAGUUUACUCCCCACCACCUCCUCCUCCACCUGUUCACUCUCCGCCACCACCGGUUCACUCUCCACCACCACCUGUUCACUCUCCGCCACCGCCAGUCCGCUCUCCUCCACCACCACCGGUGUAUUCGCCACCGCCACCGCCUGUCUUUUCGCCACCGCCACCACCUCCAGUCUACUCUCCACCGCCCCCACCUCCAGUAAAUUCCCCACCGCCACCUGUUCACUCACCGCCGCCCCCAGUCCAUUCGCCACCACCCCCUCCGGUUCACUCACCGCCGCCACCGGUUCAUUCCCCACCGCCACCAGCACCUGUUCAUUCACCGCCGCCACCAGUACACUCGCCACCACCACCGGUCUUUUCUCCUCCAGCUCACCCGCCGAAGGCCAGUUCACCACCAGAAACACCACUCAAACCAUCACCAUCGCCAACGAUCUUUUCUCCACCGCCGCCGCAAUUUCCACCAGUAGUCUACUCUCCUCCGCCAAGACCGCCCAAGAUCAACUCCCCACCGGCUCAAGCACCAGCUCCAAGUGAUGAUGAAUUCAUCAUACCGCCGUUCAUCGGCCACCAAUACGCAUCGCCACCACCACCAAUGUUCUCAGGCUACUAAACUCAAUCAAGGAGAGAAGAAUUCUAUAUAUGAGUAGCAGCUGUAUCGUCUUGGACUUAUUGUAGUAAAACUAUGAAAAGAAA